This is a messenger RNA of Procambarus clarkii (red swamp crayfish), 1296 nucleotides long. RefSeq names its product collagen alpha-1(XXVIII) chain-like. The record is from RefSeq and is a predicted model, not a curated record. Lineage: Eukaryota; Metazoa; Arthropoda; Malacostraca; Decapoda; Cambaridae.
AUGGGACCUAAUGGUCCUAAUGGUGUCCUCAUAACGGGACCUAAUGGUCCUAAUGGUGUUCUCAUAACGGGACCUAAUGGUCCUAAUGGUGUCCUCAUAACGGGACCUAAUGGUCCUAAUGGUGUUCUCAUAACGGGACCUAAUGGUCCUAAUGGUGUCCUCAUAACGGGACCUAAUGGUCCUAAUGGUGUUCUCAUAACGGGACCUAAUGGUCCUAAUGGUGUCCUCUCAGUGGGUCCUAAUGGUGUCCUCAUAACGGGACCUAAUGGUCCUAAUGGUGUCCUCAUAACGGGACCUAAUGGUCCUAAUGGUGUCCUCAUAACGGGACCUAAUGGUCCUAAUGGUGUCCUCUCAGUGGGUCCUAAUGGUGUCCUCAUAACGGGACCUAAUGGUCCUAAUGGUGUUCUCAUAACGGGACCUAAUGGUCCUAAUGGUGUCCUCAUAACGGGACCUAAUGGUCCUAAUGGUGUCCUCAUAACGGGACCUAAUGGUCCUAAUGGUGUCCUCUCAGUGGGUCCUAAUGGUGUCCUCAUAACGGGACCUAGUGGUCCUAAUGGUGUCCUCAUAACGGGACCUAAUGGUCCUAAUGGUGUCCUCAUAACGGGACCUAAUGGUCCUAAUGGUGUUCUCAUAACGGGACCUAAUGGUCCUAAUGGUGUCCUCAUAACGGGACCUAAUGGUCCUAAUGGUGUCCUCAUAACGGGACCUAAUGGUCCUAAUGGUGUCCUCAUAACGGGACCUAAUGGUCCUAAUGGUGUCCUCAUAACGGGACCUAAUGGUCCUAAUGGUGUCCUCAUAACGGGACCUAAUGGUCCUAAUGGUGUCCUCAUAACGGGACCUAAUGGUCCUAAUGGUGUUCUCAUAACGGGACCUAAUGGUCCUAAUGGUGUCCUCAUAACGGGACCUAAUGGUCCUAAUGGUGUCCUCAUAACGGGACCUAAUGGUCCUAAUGGUGUCCUCAUAACGGGACCUAAUGGUCCUAAUGGUGUCCUCAUAACGGGACCUAAUGGUCCUAAUGGUGUCCUCAUAACGGGACCUAAUGGUGUCCUCAUAACGGGACCUAAUGGUCCUAAUGGUGUCCUCACAACGGGACCUAAUGGUCCUAAUGGUGUCCUCAUAACGGGAACUAAUGGUCCUAAUGGUGUCCUCACAACGGGACCUAAUGGUCCUAAUGGUGUCCUCACAACGGGACCUAAUGGUCCUAAUGGUGUCCUCACAGUGGGUUCACAAUAUAUUUUCUGGAAGCUGGAAGAGUGUGUUGAAAACCAGUGUAGUAGUGUAGAUGUUAAGUCCUGA